This is a messenger RNA of Amphiprion ocellaris (clown anemonefish), 1968 nucleotides long. It is a transcript of the gene crx, whose product is annotated as cone-rod homeobox. The record is from RefSeq and is a predicted model, not a curated record. Gene Ontology annotation, biological process: multicellular organism development; regulation of transcription by RNA polymerase II. The transcript has 3 exons. NCBI's taxonomy places the organism in Eukaryota, Metazoa, Chordata, Actinopteri, Pomacentridae. Gene Ontology annotation, cellular component: nucleus. Gene Ontology annotation, molecular function: RNA polymerase II cis-regulatory region sequence-specific DNA binding; DNA-binding transcription factor activity, RNA polymerase II-specific. Bases 385 to 1272 code for a protein of 295 amino acids.
UAAAGAAACUCAGUGGAGCGACCUCACCAAGGCGCACAGGCAUCCAGGGGCCACUUCACCUGCGGGAUGACUUUGACUGUGUGAAAUCAGACUUGGAGAAACGGUCCGGAUGCUCAGUGCACUGCUGAAUGCUCUGCUGCUAAGCUGACAGUCGGCUAAAGCUCAAAGUGCGUUUUUUUUUUUUUUUAAAUUUUUUAAAGAAAAGAAAGAAAAACACUCUUUGACGUUUCUCUUGUGAACUCCAGCGCGUCCCGCUUCUCUCCGCUGCGGGUUGGAUCGGACGCACUGACUUGUUGCCCCAGCUGAGCUCCGAGGGGCCCACGGCUGCUGUGUUGCGUGUCCGACCUACAAGUCAGCGACAGGACUUAAAAGCCUGCUGCAAAGAUGAUGUCCUACAUAAAGCAACCCCAUUACACCAUGAACGGGUUAAAUUUGCCUGGACCCGGAAUGGAUGUGCUGCACACAACCGUCGCGUAUCCACCCACUCCCCGGAAGCAGCGCAGAGAGCGCACCACCUUCACCCGGACACAGCUGGACAUCCUGGAGGCACUGUUCUCCAAGACCCGCUACCCAGACAUCUUCAUGAGGGAGGAGGUGGCGCUCAAGAUCAACCUGCCUGAGUCACGUGUGCAGGUUUGGUUUAAAAACCGCCGAGCCAAGUGCCGGCAGCAGCAGCAACAGAGCACAGGCCAAUCCAAGCCCCGCCCUCCUAAGAAGAAGGCCUCACCAGUGCAGGAACCCAGUGCCCCUGAUCCUGUUCCUAACCCAUCUGGCUCUUACAGCCCCUCUUCAGCCCAGUCAGGCCCCAGCCUGGCUCCAAGCUCCAGCACUGGAAACACCGCCGUGUCCAUCUGGAGCCCAGCCAUCUCACCCUUGCCUGAUCCUCUGGCCUCCUCCUCAGCGCCCUGCAUGCAGCGGCCCUCACCUUAUCCUAUGAGCUAUGGCCAGCCGUCAGCCUAUUCCCAGGGCUAUGCCAGCACCACCUCUUACUUCACCGGCCUGGACUGCAGUGCCUACCUGUCCCCCAUGCACUCGCAGCUGUCAGGCACCGGGGGCGCACUCAGCCCCAUCACUGUGCCCUCUAUGGGGGGCUCCCUGAGCCAAUCCCCAGCAUCUCUGUCCUCGCAGGGCUACAGCACUGCCUCCUCCCUGGGCUUCACCUCUGUUGACUGCCUUGACUACAAGGACCAGCAGGCCUGGAAGCUGGGCUUCACCACAAUGGACUGCCUGGAUCACAAGGACCAAAACUCCUGGAAGUUCCAGGUCCUCUAGAAAUUGACAAAGAGUGGCGUUCAAAUGUGUCGACAUGUCACAUGUGUCAAUGAGUCCCAUAUGAGAUAGUGUGUGGAUCAGUUCUGCCAGAGGACUUAUUGUCAUGGAUACUGAGUUUCUUGUUUGUAAGAUUUUGUUUUUAUUUUCUAAGAGUGACCUCUAUAGAAAGUCGUUUUAUUUGAAUGAUUGUGGAGACAAAGGAACUUGUGACUGUCAUCGAUGCUGCCUGACUGCAAGUCAUGUCUGUUGUCUUCUUCAUGCUGUGUUGAAUAAGAGAAGAAACGCCUUUGUAGGAAAAGACUGGACUCCUACUUAUGAAAAAAGAGCCAUCUCUCUCUCUUACCGUCACACACACACACACACACACACACACACCAUCUCUGGUGUGUGUGUCACUUCUUCAUUUUGUUUUAAACUUGCAUUAUCAUAGAGUGAAAGAGGAGCUGUUUGGACAUGAAGGAGCUCUUCGUCCUGUAGGCCACAUCCUCCUUCAGGGUUACAUUAUUUCAAGCUAUUUAUUAUUAUUUUAUGCCACACUUAAACAUGUAAUAUGAUUGCAUUUAGAUUUAUUUUUGAGCAUUUGUGUUACGUAUUACAGUGUUAGCCUUUAGUGUUAUCACCCUGAUCUGUUUGACGAAAAAAAAAAUUAGAUUUUCUGUUUUAGCUGUGUGACAUAUUAAAGUGAUCUAAUCUUUA